This is a messenger RNA of Mercurialis annua (annual mercury), 1439 nucleotides long. RefSeq lists its product as uncharacterized. NCBI's taxonomy places the organism in Eukaryota, Viridiplantae, Streptophyta, Magnoliopsida, Malpighiales, Euphorbiaceae. The record is from RefSeq and is a predicted model, not a curated record. Gene Ontology annotation, molecular function: protein dimerization activity; DNA binding. Gene Ontology annotation, biological process: DNA-templated transcription. The transcript has 9 exons. Gene Ontology annotation, cellular component: RNA polymerase I complex; RNA polymerase III complex. Bases 143 to 1276 code for a protein of 377 amino acids.
UUCGCUGUCGCCCAAUUCUUAAACCCUAAACCCUAAUUCUCUCUAAUGUCAAAAAAAACAGAGCUCCAAAAAAUUGAAAAGAAUUAAAAGACUUUACAAACAAUCAUAUCAAUUAAUCAAACAAAAAAAGAAUCAGUAGAAAAUGAGCAGUAGAAUUAAGCAAGAAGAAGAAAAGAAGGAAUUUUCAAUUUGGGAUUUGCCGGAUGUCCCAAUGGGUCAGCUUCCACCUCAUCUUCAGCUCCAGAGAACUCGCGUCGUUUGCAAAGCCGAUGCUCCUAUUCAUACUGAUAAUAUAAUAUAUUCGGGUGCCUAUGCCUCAAUGGGAGUUGAUAAUAGCUUGCAGUUAGAUAAUUUCCGUGACAACUUCAGAGUUGAAGUUAUUCGACUAACUAAGGAUGAUAUGGAGUUUGAUAUGAUUGGCAUUGAUGCAGCAAUUGCUAAUGCCUUCCGAAGGAUACUCAUUUCUGAGCUUCCCACGAUGGCUAUCGAAAAAGUCCUUAUUGCAAAUAAUACAUCUCUUAUUCAAGAUGAAGUCCUUGCCCACCGCCUGGGUCUCAUUCCAAUCAAUGCUGAUCCUAGGCUGUUUGAAUAUCUCUCAGCAAAUGAUACGGCAAAUGAAAAGAACACCAUUGUUUUCAAACUUCAUGCUUCUUGCAAGCGCAAGUCCGGCGAACCCCGUCUUACAGUAUAUUCCGAAGAGUUGAAGUGGUUACCAGGAGGUAGCGAAUUACUAAAGGAAACAGCAAAGGCUGAUUCAAAACCGAGUACCUAUACUUCAUUUACUGCCAAACAAGAUUUUGUGCUAAAGCCAAUUAGCCCAUCAGAAGACAAGAUCAUACUUGCUAAACUUGGUCCUGGUCAGGAAAUUGAACUCGAAGCUCAUGCUGUUAAAGGAAUGGGUAAAACACAUGCAAAAUGGUCCCCCGUCGCUACUGCUUGGUAUCGGAUGCUUCCUGAAGUUGUAUUGCUAGAAGACGUUGAAGACGAGGUUGCUGAAGAACUUAAGAAGAAAUGCCCCAUCAAUGUAUUUGAUAUUGAAGAUAUCGGCAAUGGUAAGAAAAGGGCAACCGUUGCUCGACCACGAUCCUGCACACUGUGUAGGGAAUGCAUCAGAGGGGGAGAAGAAUGGGAGAAGCGCGUGGCAUUACGGCGUGUUAAAGAUCAUUUCAUUUUUACUAUUGAAUCAACUGGAGCAUUGCCUCCUGAAGAACUAUUUACUGAAGCUGUCAAGGUUUUGGAAGACAAAUGUGAACGUGUAAUUACUGAACUCUCUUGAUUAUUUUUUGCCCAUCUCCACAGAAUGUGGCAGCAAGCAAAGGAUUAUUGAAGAUGGGAUUUGUAAUUUUGUAUUGAGAAAAUUAACAAUUUUGCUUAUUGUUUGGUUAAAAGUUAAUUAUUAAAAUAAUUAUCUUUUUUCUGAAGGUAAAAUUAUAUAUUUA